AUUGGCCUGCAUUAUGUGUCAUUCAUCCACCAAAGCAUUCAUUCUUUCCAACACAGCCAUCCACGCAAAAUAACGCUAUCAAACAGAACAUGUCGGAAGACUUCUCAGGGGUCUCGCUACGAGACAAGACCGCUAUUGUGACGGGUUCGUCGAGAGGCCUUGGGGCUGAGAUCGCCGUCACCCUCGCCAAGCGCGGAGCUAACGUUGUGGUGAACUAUGUGUCAGAAGGUAGCAAGAAGCGCGCCGAGGAAGUCGUGAAUCAGAUCAACAACCUCGGCAGGGAGGCUGUCAUAGUUCAAGCCAGCGUCAGCGACAUAGAUCAGAUUCAACCUAUUGUGGACGCUGCAUUGAAGUUGAGCAAGAACGGCAAGAUUGAUAUUUUGGUCCACAACGCGGCUCAAGGUCUUGAAGCUAAUCUUAUCGAUACCACCGUGGACUUCUACAAUCAACACUUCGACUGUAAUGUCCGGGGUCCGAUUCUUUUGACCAAGGCUGCAUUACCACAUAUUCCUAGAGGUGGCCGGAUCGUCUUCAUCUCCUCGGCAGCUGCGCGUCUCGGAGUUGGAGGUCAGACUGUCUACGCCGCAACUAAAGCUGCCAACGAAGCUCUGUGUCGUACAUGGGCCAAAGAGCUGGGCCAUACAUAUGGGGUUACCGUGAAUAAUGUCAACCCAGGACCAAUUGCCACCGAUCAAUGGUUCAAUAGUGACGAACAAUUCUUGAAGGACAUGCAGCCAUUGAUCGAUUCUACCCCAGCAGCGCCUCGAGUCGGCGAGGUCAGUGAUGUGGCCCCUCUCGUCGCAUUCCUUUGUACCGAUGAUGCUCGUUGGGUAACCGGAUCAUCUUUGUCAGCGUCGGGAGGACUGAUUCAAUUUUGAGCAUGCAAAAACAAGAAACAUUCUUCUCCUGGUCCUUGCUAGCAUGGCCUUUCAACGCAGCCAUGUU
Messenger RNA from Exophiala viscosa, 945 nucleotides. RefSeq lists its product as uncharacterized. Bases 90 to 878 code for a protein of 262 amino acids. The transcript is spliced from 4 exons. The record is from RefSeq and is a predicted model, not a curated record. NCBI's taxonomy places the organism in Eukaryota, Fungi, Ascomycota, Eurotiomycetes, Chaetothyriales, Herpotrichiellaceae.